AUGGCAGCUGCCAAAUUGAUGCUGGAUCGGACUCAUCCCAGACUGCUCCGGCGCCAGCACGGUGACCACAACACCUAUACUCUUGGGGAAAUGGCUGGUCACAACGUAGUGAUUGCAUGUCUGCCUGAAGGAGUCUAUGGCACCACCUCUGCUGCUGUCGUGGCCCAGCAGAUGCUGAUGAGCUUUACAAACAUCCGGUUCCGUCUGAUGGUGGGCAUCGGUGGGGGAGUCCCCAGCCCAUCGAACGACAUCCGUUUGGGAGACAUCGUGGUUAGCAAACCAACGGAGCAGUACGGCGGCGUGAUUCAAUACGACUACGGGAAAAGCAUGGCCGAUGGGCGCUUUCAUCGCACUGGAUUAUUGAACAAGGCGCCCCAGUCACUUCUAACGGCCAUGGCCAAUCUCGAAUCGGACCAUCACGUUGGGAAGAAUUCAAUACCGGCAAUCAUCUCUAAUGCUCUUCAGAUCAGUCCCGAUGCGCAGAACUUGUUUAGUUCUCCGGGUUCCAUACGAGAUCAGCUAUUUCCGGCCUCCUAUAAUCACCAAGGCGAUCUCCUGGAUUGUACAAACUGUGAUCAAGACCUCAUUCUUCAACGAGCUGCAAGAAAUCCCGAUAUGCCCCGGGUGCACUAUGGCCUGAUUGCCUCUGGGAACCAGGUCAUGAGGGAUGGCGCGAUGCGAGAGCGACUUCGGCAAGAGAUGGGUGUACUGUGUUUCGAGAUGGAGGCAGCAGGGCUGAUGGACCAUUUCCCAUGUCUUGUUGUACGAGGCAUUUGUGAUUACGCAGACUCCCACAAGAACAGCCGCUGGCAAGGAUUUGCAGCCAUGACUGCUGCCGCAUAUACCAAGCAACUACUCUCGGUGAUCCCGGUGAUGGAGGCCAGUGUGACUUCUUCUACCCAAGGAUCUCAAAUCACCGCUAACGCUGGCAUGACAGAAGCUUUCCAUGUCCCUUUCGAACUCGGGAGUGUACCUGUGGUGAACAAGUUUAUUGGCCGCGCAACAGAGCUGGAGUAUAUGUGGGACAUGCUUCAACCCAACGCCUCGAAGCUGCGUAAGGUUGUAGUCCUUCACGGCAUGGGUGGUAUGGGCAAGACACAGUUGGCCAUUCAUUUUGCGCGAUUACACAAAGAUGCAUUUACUGCUGUAUUCUGGGUCAACGGGGAGGACGAAAAUACUCUGAUUGCCUCGCUGGCAGGCCUCGCUCCACGGCUUCGAGACGGCCCAGACAAGCGGGAUACCGGCCAUGGCGUACGGAGCAAGGAAGAGCUGAGGCAGAGCGCGCUACAGGUCCUCAAAUGGUUGUCCCAAGGAAAAAACUGUAAUUGGCUGUUGAUCUAUGACAAUGUGGAUCAGUACGCGCCUGGUUGGAGUGACAAAGAACCGCAAGGAGCAUACGAUAUCAAUGACUACUUCCCAUCGGCCGACCAAGGAUCGAUUGUCAUCACCACACGACUACAGCAGCUGAUAGAGGUUGCCACAUCUUCAUAUUCGUUGGAACGAUUGGAUUUUCAUGACGGGUUGGAACUCCUGAGGAGCCAUUCUUGCCACAGCAGCAGCCAGACCUCUGCCAGUACCAUGCUUGAUUCUGGACUCGAAAAGUUGGCAUAUCGCCUCGACGGCCUCCCUCUCGCAAUUGUACUUGCUGGCUCAUAUAUCGGCCGCACAGGAAUGAGCUAUGAGAAGUAUCUGAAUCAUUACGACCAAGCGUGGUGUGACCUCCAAGCAGUAGCGCCACGUCAUCGCGAAUAUUCCAAUGGCAAUAUGCUUACCGUGUGGAACAUCUCCUACAAUGAGAUUAAGAACCGUUCUCCAGACGCUGCCAGACUGCUCUAUCUUUUUUCGUUUUUUUCCCAAGGAGAUAUCUGGUAUGAACUAGUUCACGGUGGCCUCAGGGUACACGCGCCACCACUGUGGUUCUCUGGUGUAGCCGCUUCUGAAAUCCAGUUUUCCAAGGCUGUCGAAGUACUUCUGGCUCUCUCUCUACUGCAGCAACAGUCAAAUACCGGCGGUUACUCUUUGCACCCGGUAGUUCAGAAUUGGUGCCAACAUGAGCUUCCGAAGAUCGAUACCGAAUUGAAGGGGACAGAGGAAGACAAUUGGGCCAUUGCUGCAGUUGCUAUAGGCUAUAGUGUGCCAAAAUCACCCGAGAAUACGGAUUCUUGGAAUCUGCAACGCCGUCUUCUCCCCCACGCAAAUCGAAUUCGCCAGUCCCUCAGCCUUGAGUCAGGAUCCUUACAGAACCGGGAACUACUUGCUGCGCUCCACAAUCUUGGGCGUCUCUUCUGGUCCGAAGGAAGGCUCAAGGCAGCCGAAGAGGUUUAUCAGCUGGCACUUAUCCAACGUGAAAAGCUCCUUGGGCGGGAUGAUAUCUCCACUCUUGAUACCGUGCAUAAUAUUGGAAUCCUGUAUCACGACCAGAGCAGACUCGACGAGGCUGGGAUCAUGCUCCAGCGAGCACUCGAGGGGUGUCUGAAACUACUGGGCCCCCAUCACCCCUCUACUCUGAGCACUGUCCACAGUCUUGGGGAUCUCUUCAAGGAUCAGCAACAAUGGAUGGAGGCUGAGAAGAUGUACCAGCAUGCACUGAUUGGCUAUCAAGAGACUUCUGGUCUCAACAGCAACAGCAUACUUGCUGUCGUAAACAACCUCGGAAGUCUUUACUGGAGCCAGAGAAGGCUAGAUGAGGCUACAGAUAUGUUCCAGCAGGCGUAUCAUGGGUGGAAACAGACCCUUGGCUUGGACCAUCCUUCUACUCUUGGGGCUAUCAAUAACCUCGGUGCUGUCUACCAACACCAGGGCAAGUUCAGGCAGGCUGAGCACAUGUUUCAGCAAGCUCUGGCGGGGUAUGAAAAGGUUUUAAGUCUGCAUCAUCACUCAACUCUGGGUGCUGUUCAUAAUCUUGCCCGUCUCUACAGGACCCAGGGAAGAUUGAAGGAGGCCGGGGAAAUGUACCAUCGUGCUGUGGUUACAUGUGAACAAGCACUUGGGCCAAAUCAUUCAUCCACUCUAGGCUUUCUCCAGAAUCUUGCCACUGUGACAUAUCAGCAAGGAAAUCUGGAAGAAGCCGAGGCAAUGUUUUGGAAGCUACUGGAUACCCAACAGAGCCCUAUCCCAGAUCUCGCUUUCACGCUAUCUGUUCUCAAUAGCCUUGGCAGUCUCUAUAAAGAUCAAGGAAAACUGGCGGAGGCUGAGGAGAUAUUUCGAUAUAUAUAUCACAGCAAGGCACAGACCCAUGGCUUGGAUCAUUUCCAUACAAUGGGUGCCAUUAAUAACCUUGGAGCAGUCUACCAGGACCAGAGACGGUUAGCAGAGGCCGAGAACUUGUUUCGCCAGGCCUAUGAGGGGUUUGCAAAGCUGCUAGGAGACCAUCCGUCUACCUUUGGUGCUCUUCGAAACCUUGGAUCAGUCUAUCGGGACCAGGGUAGAUUUGAGGAGGCCCAGGAGAUUCUCCAGCAAGCAGUUGCUGGCUUUGAGAAGGCUCUGGGUCCAGAUAAUACAUAUACCCAAGCCGCCGCCGCCGAGCUCCUAAAGCUCUCCUCUGACCAGGACGAGCUAAAGAAGAACGACACUGCGCAUGAACUGCAUGGUAAGGAUAGCGAGCUGCAGGAUUGA
Molecule: messenger RNA, 3615 nt
Organism: Aspergillus clavatus NRRL 1
Lineage: Eukaryota; Fungi; Ascomycota; Eurotiomycetes; Eurotiales; Aspergillaceae
Product: F-box domain protein
Exons: 2
Coding region: 1-3615 (1204 amino acids)
Biological process (GO): nucleoside metabolic process
Molecular function (GO): catalytic activity; ADP binding; protein binding
Source: RefSeq, a predicted model, not a curated record